This is a messenger RNA of Austrofundulus limnaeus, 3376 nucleotides long. RefSeq names its product testican-2. Gene Ontology annotation, molecular function: collagen binding; extracellular matrix binding; calcium ion binding. Gene Ontology annotation, biological process: anatomical structure development. The record is from RefSeq and is a predicted model, not a curated record. NCBI's taxonomy places the organism in Eukaryota, Metazoa, Chordata, Actinopteri, Cyprinodontiformes, Rivulidae.
GCAUGUACAUUCCCAGUUGCGACGAGGAUGGCUACUACAAGAAAGUGCAGUGUGACCAGAGCCAAGGGGAGUGCUGGUGCGUCGAUCAGCAYGGAGAACUGAUGGGCUCCAGGAUCCACGGGAACCCCGAGUGUGAUGAAGUGGCUGGAUAUUCUGGAGAUUUUGGAAGUGGAGUGGGAUGGGAGGAUGAAGAGGAAAAAGAAGCAGAGGAAAACGGGGAGGAAGCCGAGGAGGAGGAAGAGGAGGAAGGUGAGGCAGACGAUGGAGGAUACAUCUGGUAGAAGAGAAAGUGGAGGAGAUCAGACUGGACUGGGGGUUGAGUUAGUGGAGCUGGGCAGGUGAAGUAAAAAGAGUGGAGCAGUUUUUUUUUUUAAAUCUUAGACGUGUAAUUGCUUCAUUUGAUCCUCUGUUUUUGAGCAACAGAGCUUUGUGUUUUUUCUGUCCUGAAAAGAGGUAGCCACUGACUUGUGCGCUAGAGGCGAAUAAAAGUACGUAAAAACUUUGUAUCUUGUAUUACCAUCAUCUAUGCAUAUAGAGAUUACGAGUAAUUUUGUAUUGUGUAAACAGUUGCUUGAGUACCAGAGUUGGUGUCCCACUGGAAYGACUAGAGAUUAACUGUGAAACUAACAGUUUGACACUUUGGGAGAUAAGCUUAUUUGUUUYCUAGAUGAGGAUGAUCCAUGCCAUGCUUGUGCAAAUAUGAGGCAACAGGUACAGAGCUGGACUGUUCCKCUUUGCCUGAUGAGUUGAAAAGACGGCAAAUAUUUUCUUUGGUUUGUCUCAAAAGCUUCUAACAACACAUUUAAAGCUUUUAUGUGAAAAUGACACAUUUUAAAUAUGUGUUGUAUGUCUGAUUAUACAGGAAGUCACAGCACUGGAGGUAGAAAUGAUCCAGCAAACAAUACCUCUAAAAAUAAAGUGUCGUUUCACACUUAUAAAAAUUAUAUGAACAAUAUGUAAUGUGUUAUUUGUUGAGUUUUCUUUUAAUAAGGCUACUCUGAUCCACCAAACCUUUUAUUCUGACAAAAAUGUAGAUGUUCSCUUGGUUACUUUGACAUGUACCUUUUACUUUAGUGAUUAUCAACUGGUGGCCCACGUGCCGUUUUAGGCUCACAAGCUCAUUCCAUUUGGUCUAUAAAUUAAACAACAAAAGAACCAAAAUUGUAACUUUUUUAUUGUUACUUUUAUUCAAUAAAAUUAUUUAACAUAAAUUAGUCCUUCAAAAAACUGAAACUACGUGGCAAAUUUGAGCCAUUUAUGGCAUCAAAAAUUAUAAGAACAUCUAAUUUCUUGACAAUUCCUAAUCUACCGUAUUUUCCAGAUACAGUCGUAUCAGUCAAAACGUGUCAGGUAGAGGGGGAAAAAACUAUAGGUUACACCUGAUUAUUAGUCACAUCAUAACAUAUAUUUAAUCUGGGAUAACACACAGAAUAUACCUAGCUUUAAUUGACAUAGACAGAUGACACAGAUGCGAUUAACUUUACUUGAAUCGUUUGCAACGACUAAAGUAUUUUUUUAUGUCACACGAGUUCAAUUAAACAUCCACAGCAGCAAGCAUCGACUAGCUAACAUUAGCUACCAUUAGCUUACCGUCCUCUGUCGUCCUGCCCACUCGUCAUUAGCAUCGUACUGCUGGAUGGUCCAGUGCAGUUUUUGGUACUUUUCUGUUGAGUUUGGUGUGGUCCAUUAUUGUCAUGUCGCAAAUAAAAUGAAAAUGCAUUCCAUUGAGCAUGUUCCCGGUAAAUUCACCAAUCUCAGUCCGCAUUGUGCGAUCAGCUUUCUUCAAUUUGUUCAAUGCAGUAAGCGUAACCUAUGCUUUUUUGCCAGUCUUUCACAAGUUUCUCAUUCGCUCAAAAAGUUUUUUUUCUGAUGCUCAUUUUUAUUUUUUGUUUUUAACUGGUGUUCUAUAGGAACAACAUUAUACCAUAGUUGUCACAAGACUUGAGCGCCCUCUCACGGCUGUUGACGGUAAUGUUUACUCCUUGAUUCAUGUUUGUCAGUUGGAACUAACAAUUAAACGCUUCAAUCAAAAAAAUGCAUCAUGAAGAGGGGAGAAAACAUAUAUAAAUUGCACCAGGCUAUAAGUCGUAGGACCAGACUCUGGAAAAUACGGUUAUUAUAAUCUUCAUUGCACGUUUAUUCUUCAGCAACAGUAGAUUCCUCUCUGCAGGAAUAAAACUAACCAGUGACAGCUUAGGGAACAUAACAAAGAGACAAAACACCCCAGAUUCCAAUCCACAAAUCAUCCUCAGKGGGGUGUAUGCUUGAGAAAUUCUCACUUUCUUAGGUCCCAUCUCAAGAGAUUUGGCUGCCAGCAUUCAGGUGUCACACUCCAAAGAACRUUCCAGACUCAGUGUCUACGGUGUUUGUUAGUGGGUCAGAGCUACACAGCAUCCUGAAACGUGGCUGCAGGAUGAUUCUCUCUCAUUUCAGUCUCACAGGCCAGAAAACAUUAGAACAGAGACCUCAACCGAUAAACAARCAUGUAAAGAAUAAUCUAUAUUUGUUGUUAAUCUUUAUGGAUUUGUUUGCCUAAAGUGAAUCUGCUCUAUAGUAAAUUUUAGCCAAAAUGUGGUGCAUGAUUCAUCUAUUUUUAUUUAUAGCAUCAUUUUACAUUAUGAGAUCUGUGAAACAAGCACUAAAAGAUCAAAACAACCUCCGUAAUGCAGUCGAGGAUAAACCAAAGAAAAAAUAGAAAGAUUAAGCUUAAUAACAAUGUAAAUUUCUAAGUUUGGUACGAGGCAAAUAAUCAUAUUUUCUAAACUGUCAAACUGUUGUUUUCGCAGCAGUUCUGCUGAUUUGUAUUUUAAACUUGAUUCUGUACAUAAAUACAGUUUAGAACUGUGCAACACAACAAAGAGUACAAGAUUUCUGAUUCCUCUGGUUUUAAGCUACCUAUAUGAUAAAAGUCCACGACAGCUCAUGUAAAGAAUACCACCGUUUUCUGAAUUAACACAACCKGCAGGACUUACAGCUCAUUUCUAGCAUAAAGACUCAAACUGCACUCACGUUAGAUGUUGCCGCCCUUCGCUAACGCUGAACUUCUGUCAAGGAAUGUGCCACAAUUCAGUUAUUUUGUUCUGGGUUUGCAACUUGAAUUACUGUACUUUGUGUUUAUAAAAGAAAAAACUAUAUAUAUUAUGUGCAUUACUUGAAGUUCUGUGUGUAUACUUGAAUUCACACUGUACUUUUUUCUAUGAGAAUAUCGUUGCCAUGUCUUCAUUCAUGCUUACGGAUAGGCCAGAUGUUUGUUUUUUGAGUAUUGCAUGUUAGAAUGUACUUCUUUGCUGAGCACUUUACUAAUAAAGGCAUUGGAGCCAAGCUGGGGGCUGAUUUCUUUCAACUCCAAGACACGUUGGGCUCUUAAAUUCCACUG